Molecule: messenger RNA, 585 nt
Organism: Didymodactylos carnosus
Lineage: Eukaryota; Metazoa; Rotifera; Eurotatoria; Philodinida; Philodinidae
Source: the annotation of a GenBank genome assembly
AUGACCUUAACAAUUGAUAUUUCCUCCGUCGGGCAAACAACUUCACCACCACCGCCAGACAUCGAAAUGUCACGAACAAAUUCAUCAUCAACAGCAGUAAUCAUUGAUUGGAAAGAAAAAUAUGAACAAUUACAUAUUGAACAUCAAUUAGAAGUUGAACGCAUUCGUCAACAGUAUGAGCAUGAGCUAAGAGAUAAAAUUACAGGUUUGUAUAUAAGUACCAUCAUAUACGUCCAAAGUCAUAUGUGUCUCAUUAUAGAUAUUAGGUCUCAACUCAAACAUGACUACGAUUAUCGUGUCAACGACUUACGUCAACAAUAUGAACAACUACAACUACAACAACAACACAAUUUAAGUUUAAAUAGUACAAUGAUAAAUGAUAAUAGCUUUGGUGAACAAAUUCGUGAACAACUACGAAUAGCUAAACAAUACGAAAAUGAUGAACAAAAGACCAUCAACAGUUUACUUCUCACCCAACAACAUCAGUUAAUUGACGAGAAUGAUAAUAAUGGCGAAAAUUUAAAACGUUUAGUUAGUAGAUUACAUACAGAAGGUACGCAUGUGAGGAAUGCUUGUAGUUUAUAA